CACAAAAAGUAAUGGACUGACGAUGAGGCAAAGUUCCGAAUAAGCCACAACACUGCACAUUUCUCGUGGGAAUAUUAAUCAAACAAUGCAUACAUAUUUAUGUUAGCUAGCUCAGCAAAGUCAGCAAUAAUAAUAGCCCAUCCGGCAUCUGUCUUGGGUGCCUGCAUAUCUGAUCUCUUCAAAUAUAAGUUAAUCAAUAUUAACUUCAUAGUUUGACAUACAGAAACAGGAGACGUAGUCGAAUAAAGACAAUGCAUAGACUUUGAUUUUUUCACUAGUAGACGUAAAUCUGUAAAUUCCGGAAGAAAAAAAAACCUGUCUUCUUUUUUACGAAGCUGUGAAAUAUGUCAGUUAACUGUAAGUCGACUCUAUACAGAGCUAUGGAAGUGUGACGUGAAGUGGUGUUAACGUUGGAGGUAGGAUUAUUGGAACUGACGACGGUAAUAAAUUUAAUUUAAGAGUAAGUAAAACGUAUUAGCCGAAAAAGAGAGACAUGGCAUCCUCCUACACCUCAGCUUCGCCGAUACGUGAGGGGUCACCCUCAUCCCCAGCUUCAUCCCCUGAGACGUACUUUGAUGCAGAGCAGGACAUCGGGGACAGUGUGGCAACUCACCGCCCUCGUCAUGAGUCCGAUCAUGAUCACUCACUGUCUUCGAACUUGUCCAAGAUCAAGUUCACGGUCGGAGAUUCUGAGGAGGAUGUGAGCAGCUGCAUUCAAAAAUCGGAUAGGCUUUCUGGGGGUCAUCACCAACACCGUCACCACAAGCAACCAAGCCAUGUUAAAGGCGCAUCCUCCUUUCAACCACCCCCACGGGACGUAAAAACGUGCUUGGAGAUUUACACUUCAGAGAAAGGUGCAAAAGCAUUAACCGACGAUGAGAUAAAAGCGCUUGUACGAGCCAAACACAUUCCAGCGUACCAGUUAGAGAAAGCUGUAGAUGACUUGGAACGUGGUGUACAGAUCAGGAGAAAAUUGCUUGCAGACACCCUAAAUUCUUCCACGUCCCUGCAAAAUCUUCCAUAUCAAAACUAUGACUAUUCGGCCGUGAUGGGGGCGUGUUGUGAAAAUGUGAUUGGGUAUGUUCCAUUACCGGUGGGUGUAGCUGGGCCCUUGAAACUUGAUGGUAACAUGUAUCACGUCCCAAUGGCUACAACCGAAGGGUGCUUAGUCGCUAGCACAAAUCGAGGAUGUCGAGCUCUUUUGGAUAGCGGCGUCAGUAGUCGGGUGGUUAGUGAUGGUAUGAGUAGAGGUCCAGUUGUCCGAUUUCCUACUGGAAUGCAAGCUGGUGAUGCUAUGCAGUGGUUGGAAGUGACUGAAAAUUUUGAAUCUAUUAAAAAAGCAUUUGAUUCUACAAGUCGAUUUGCAAGAUUGGAAAAGAUCCAAUGUCGGAUUGCUGGACGAUUCCUUUUCGCUCGUUUCGUGGCCAAGACGGGCGAUGCAAUGGGUAUGAACAUGGUGUCGAAAGGAACUGAAAUAGCUUUGAAGCGACUUCAAGACGUGUUUCCAGAUAUGGACGUGAUAUCUCUUAGUGGAAAUUUUUGCACUGACAAAAAAUCGGCAGCUAUUAACUGGAUUGAAGGAAGGGGAAAAUCUGUAAUAGCUGAAUCCAUUGUGCCUGCCAAAAUUGUAAAGGACGUAUUGAAGACCACGGUUAACGCACUAGUUGAAGUGCACAUAGCCAAAAACUUGGUAGGCUCAGCCAUGGCAGGUGCCAUCGGUGGGUUUAAUGCCCAUGCUGCAAAUAUUGUGACCGCUAUAUUUAUAGCUACUGGACAGGAUCCAGCUCAAAAUGUAGCCAGCAGUAAUUGUAUCACUUUACUGGAGCCUUAUGGCGAAAAUAGUGAAGAUCUAUACAUUUCAUGCUCCAUGCCGUCAAUAGAGGUGGGAACUAUUGGAGGUGGAACAAUUCUUGGACCUCAAUCUGCAUGCUUAGAAAUGCUUGGUGUAAAAGGAACUAUUGAAGGGCAACCAGGGCACCAAGCUGCAUUAUUAGCCAGGAUCAUUUGUGGUACCGUUGUCGCAGGAGAACUUUCACUACUGGCCGCAUUAGCAGCCGGCCAUCUAGUCCGAUCCCAUUUGAAGCACAACCGUUCCACAACUAGCGUGCUUCUCAACAGUGCACUUCCAGUUUUAUCGUCGCCAUGCAAAGUCACUCAUAAGGCGACCUUGAGACCCGUUGGAGAAUGCAUUAUUUCUGGCACGGAGGAAUCAGAAGAAAAUAAGGAAUCGAAUAAGAGGCCACCACAGCAUCAUCCUGCUCUCCCCAACCCGCCUAGUCGCCCUUCAGUGAGUGUCACUCUCAAAGCGUCAUCUUCUAGCAAAGGUGGGGACGGCCGAAGGUCACCACUGUCCCAUACGGUGACUAUGGAUGUACUCGGAUUUCCGACCGAAUGCAAGCAAUCCUAAUCUGCUAAUUAUUAUUAUAAAGACAAGAUGUGAUUUCUUAAUGUAAGAAAAAGUUAUAAUAUUGGAAUAUUUACAUAUGUAUAUCCCGUAUCAUGUAUAACUUAAUGAAGGAUAUGACAACUAAUCAAGUGUUCGCCUCAUUGCCGAAUGUGAAAAAGACAAUAAUCAAUUUCAAUUUGGUUUUUUGAUUUUAAUGAUCACAUAAAAUCAUAUAAUACCUAUUUUCUACUGAAACAACAUGAGGAAUACUAUAAUUGUGUAUCAUCGCCCUUAGAAGUACAUAUGUAGUAGUGUGGAUAAAAAUAGUGUGUGCGAUUCAUUAUUAUGGUAGGUGAAUUUCAAUUUAAAGAAUGUAAAAGAAGCAUUGAUUUCGUGAGAUUAAUUAUACUUUGUGUGAAAUUUAUUAGCUCAGUUUGGCAGUAACUUAAUUGUAAUUAGUAGUAUUAUCAGUUUACUUAUUCUCAUCUUAAAUAAGUAUUGACAGUUGACACAUUAAAUGCACACACUAAAUAAUGUGUAUAUACUGUUUCCGUAUAUUAUCACAGUACUACAUGUUACACAUACUUCCAUAAACUGGGUAUUUACUAUAAUAAAUUGGGCAAUAUUGUUUUUCA
Molecule: messenger RNA, 3021 nt
Organism: Folsomia candida
Lineage: Eukaryota; Metazoa; Arthropoda; Collembola; Entomobryomorpha; Isotomidae
Product: 3-hydroxy-3-methylglutaryl-coenzyme A reductase
Exons: 8
Coding region: 494-2407 (637 amino acids)
Biological process (GO): isoprenoid biosynthetic process; sterol biosynthetic process; coenzyme A metabolic process
Cellular component (GO): peroxisomal membrane; endoplasmic reticulum membrane
Molecular function (GO): protein binding; NADP binding; hydroxymethylglutaryl-CoA reductase (NADPH) activity
Source: RefSeq, a predicted model, not a curated record